This is a messenger RNA of Folsomia candida, 2194 nucleotides long. Its product is annotated as neuroligin-4, X-linked. The transcript is spliced from 16 exons. NCBI's taxonomy places the organism in Eukaryota, Metazoa, Arthropoda, Collembola, Entomobryomorpha, Isotomidae. The record is from RefSeq and is a predicted model, not a curated record. The coding region runs from base 458 to 2125 and encodes 555 amino acids.
AAGUCCAGAUACAGAGUUUCAGACAUUGAAUCUGACUGAGAGUGAACGUGAAGUUUUCGAAUAUUAAAUUUUUCUAGAAAUCUGUAAAUACCACAAGAGCUCGAAUUCAUAUUUGGAAUUGAGGUUGACACUGGAGUAGUAAUAUUAUAAAAAAAUACGGUUAUUUUUAUCUGCAUCUUGCCAACUCGGACUUAUUGGACUUUUCAUCACGACGUGAAGUUAGAGAUUGUGGGUGGUGGUAGCAGUUUCCUUCUCCCACUACUUCCGAGCGAAUAAAGGGACAGAUGCGAGUGACUGGUAUUGAAGUGAAGUGUCAGCCAGAAGUUGGUUGUUCAAGAGCCCACCAAACCGGGCGUUGCUUUUGUGAAUUGGAAGAGUAAAUUGGUGAUUGUGGGAAGAAAAAUUGUUUCUGGUCAAAAGAGCAGCAGAAGCAAAGGAAUAAGAAGGCCCCUGAAAAAUGUGGGUCCAAACUCUAGUUAAGCGUUAUGUCCCCUACAUCCUCAUCUUGUGCAACAUUCUCAUAGUGAGAACAGAUGCGACUGUCAUUCAAACAAAAAUCGGCAAGAUUCGUGGUUUAGAGGAAACCACAAGUUCACAACAGAUCAAAUACUAUGCAUUCAAAGGAAUCAGAUAUGCUCAAGCCCCCACGGGGUCACUGAGAUUUAAGGAACCAGUACCGAUCCCAGCAUGGGAAGGAAUAAUGGAUGCAACCUUGGACGGUCAACCCUGUCCCCAACUUCACAUUGGAACCAACAGCGUUAUUGGGAAAGAGGAUUGCUUGUCCCUUAAUGUCUACUCACCUGAUGUGGACAAAUUGAAGCCUGUUUUGGUUUUCAUCCACGGAGGUGGCUUCACAACUGGAUCGUCGUCAUCACUCAUGUAUGGUCCAGAUUACCUGAUGGAUGAAGAUGUGGUGGUCGUCAGUUUCAACUAUCGCCUCUCUGUUUUUGGUUUUCUAAGCACGGAGAGCAAGGAGAGCACGGGGAACUACGGACUGUUUGAUCAAAUUCUGGCCUUGGAGUGGGUGAAGCGUCAUGUAGCGUCAUUUGGUGGUGAUCCUGAGAAAAUUACUCUGUUGGGCGAAGGUGCGGGUGCGGCCUCAGCCACCUUGCUAACAUUGACACCCACUGCUAAGGGGCUGUUUAGAAACGUGAUAGCAAUUGGUGGGACUCCACUCAAUAGCCAAUAUUUCCAAUCGAACCCUGUUGAGUCUGCUCGAGAGCUUGUGUCAAGAUUUGACUGCACAUACGAAGAUUUUGGGGAAUUGGUGGAGUGCUUGCGAAAACAGGACGCAGAGAAGUUGGUGAAAGAAGUGAAUAACAUGUUUUCAUUCUUCAGCUUCCCACGUUGGUUCAGCCCUUCGUUUGACAAUGUUUUAUUCAGCAGCUCUCCUCAAGAGUUGCUACAAAGUGGCAAAGUGGCAGCAAAAGUGCCGAUUUUAAUGGGACUUGCACGACAUGAAGGCGCUUUCUACGUUCCGCUUACACUGAACUCGUUUAGCGAUGGUAAAUAUGAUGGAAACUUUAUCGACCAACGUAUCCCCAGGUUACUGCCGGUGAUCUCUGAAUUUGAGAGUAAACUUUUUCCUAUCACAAGAGCAAUUAAAAAGCGUUACUUCACAAACAUUGAUGUGGAAAAUGAGGACGAGUUUACACCCAGAUAUGUCGAGCUUCUGACGGACAUGCUGUUCACAAGAUUUUCAUCAAAAUAUGCAGGGAUGCUAUCAAAUAACAGCAUUCCUGUUUACUACUAUGUGCUUCAGUAUUAUGGAUCACACAGUAUUAUGGAUGUGAUAGGAGAUUCAACUACAAAAAUGAUUGCCCAUGGGGACGUCCUAUUUUACAUUUUCACCCAGAUUUUAGGAGAAAAUGUGCGACUCCCGCAAGAUGACAAAGACUUUGCUACCAAAACUUUCCUGCCUUUGUUGUUGAAUUUUGUGAGGACUAGUAACCCAACCCCAAGUGGGUCUUCAUUUGGAGAGACGUGGCCCAAGUUUAACGCGAAGGAUCAAACCGUCUGCUUGAUUGGAAGGAAGAUAUCCUUGCAAAAAGAUUUUCGCUCGAAUAUCCUCAAGUUCUGGGAGACUGAAGUCCCCAAUAUUGGAAAGACCAAAGAAGAACUCUAAGUAAUCAGUUUAUCCUGUCCAUCGCCCACGUUCAAAUGACCAAUAAAUACUCAACCAUUCUAUUUAAAA